Messenger RNA from Morchella sextelata, 1710 nucleotides. RefSeq lists its product as uncharacterized. Bases 1 to 1710 code for a protein of 569 amino acids. The transcript is spliced from 3 exons. Lineage: Eukaryota; Fungi; Ascomycota; Pezizomycetes; Pezizales; Morchellaceae. The record is from RefSeq and is a predicted model, not a curated record.
AUGUCUUCUUCUACCACCUCAAAAUUGGUUUUGGUUGGGGAAAUCUGGUACCUACUGGGGGAAUAUUACAACCUGGAGGAGAUCAUGGGAUAUAUUGUCAGGGUACACAGCCUUGAGGAUACGGAUGUUCUCGACAAGUUGAAUAGUCAGCCUUUCUUUGAUCUUGUCAGGCAGCUGGCAACGAUUUUUCUUCGACUCCAAUCCCAGCUCCAGUCUAGUGAGAACGACGCCGGUCCUUGUCGGAAGCUGUCUGGUCCAACCUACAAAUCACUGAGACAGACGAUAGCAAUUUUGAUUGAGAAUUUGCAAGCACUACUCUCGACGCCAACAGCUGGAGACGAUUUGCCAGUGCAACACCUGCUGGUAAUGACCAUUCUGGCAGGCUUCCAGGUCCUUCGCCACUACUCGGAUGUAAAUGAACGGUUAUCAUCUGACGAGAAGACGAUGCUGCAGAUCUGUCUGGAGUUGGCGGUACAAUCCCCAUUAGGGACUCAGCUUAAUUGCCUGUGCAGUACAGAGAUCGGACUGUAUCCAUUCGACCCAGUUUGUCUAUUCCAGGCGGUUAAAGAAAUGGUUUCAGAGUUUGAGACUAAUUGGCUGAGAAGCUACUGUGCUAUAUACGAUAUCAUACACAGCAUUGCUAUCGGCAUCGUGCAGUGCAAGGCAGAUGGCAAGAGGGCUCUGCAAAACCCGUUCGAACUAUGCGAGGAGAUCUCGAGUUGCCUCCAAGCAGCUUCUAAAGCCUACGAUGACGGGAUAGGGGACGUGAUGAAUUUGAAAAAGUCUUCUCUGGUUAGCCUUGCGAAUCUAUCGACGACCAUACAAUCAGAACUAUGUGAGACGCCACAGCAGUCACAAAGUGAUGGUGGUGAUGUGAAUCGCCACUCGCGAGAAGAACUAGAGUUGCAAUCUCUCCAGCGAUUCCGAGAUCUCCUUCUCAAUCGUAAAGAGGACGUGUUUCAUCUGGAUCGCAAAGCUCAAGAAACGCUUUCUAGACUUACCACCGCUGCUAGCUCUCAUAACAAGGGAUCUAGCUCCAACGUUUCAACUUUACAGAGAGUUUAUUCAUUGAAUUGUCCCGAGACUCACCACUUCGAAGAAAAUGGGAUACUUCGCAUCCUUGAAAGAAACAAUGUUCAGAAAGAUUCCACAAACUUCGAGGGACUCGCCCUUCGAAACCUAGAAAAUUGUCCGAAGUGUUCCCACCCUGUUGGCUACCUACGUGAGGUCGAGCCAGUCCGAAGAAUUGUGGAUGAGGCGAGAAAGCGGAUCGCGGAGGAAGAAAAUUGGCGGCAAGGGUAUCUUGACAGAGGUAAAGUUGCAGGGCAAAAGGUGAUCGAAACGAAAUGUGCCAAGGCAUCAACGAAUAGGCUUGAGCCUACCGCCGGUUCACCAACCCGCUCCACACCAACCACACCACCAGCCACAUCACCCGUAAAUGAGCCCCGCAGUCUGAACCGGCCUCUUACGGAUCCUUCCCGGUCGAGUAACCCUAGUUUAGUUCCGACCAAAUCUAGCUCAUCCACUCAGAGAGUACCAAACUUACAGCCCGCCCGGUCUACAUUCUCGGAAUCUAUCAGACGCUUCCUCAACUUAGGGCGGAAGAAGCACUCACAUGUAGAGGAGUUUGGGAACGAUGGUAACGCGGUAUCGACGGGGAUCCGCAAACGACGCCGACUUCCGUUUGGCUUUCUACGCUCUAGGACAUGA